AUGGAAAUUCUCAGGGAAGCGCAAGGAAUUAUUAUGUGUCAAAGGAAAUUUACCUUGGACUUAUUGCAUGAAUUUGAUGUCUCGAAUUCACCUUGUUUUUCUUCCCCUCUUGAACCAUCUUCAAAGCUUAGUGCUAAUGAAGGACCUCUAAUCUCCAAUCCUACUGUAUUCCGUCAUCUUGUUGGGAAGCUAAAUUAUCUCACUCACACUAGACCAGACUUGUCCUUUGCUGUCCUUAAACUCAGCCAAUACAUGCAAAGUCCUUGUCUUUCUCACUACAUGGCAGCCAUUCGAGUUCUAAGAUACCUCCGUUCAGAUCCCGGACAAGGUAUUAUUUUGAACUCAGAUCCCUCUCUCAAGCUUGUGGCUUUUUGUGAUGCCGGCUGGGCUUCUUGCCCUGAGUCCCGGCGUUCUGUCAGUGGGUUUUACAUCGCUCUAGGAAGGUCACCCAUUUCAUGGAAAUCGAAGAAGCAAGCUUCAAUUUCUUUAUCUUCCGCUGAAGCGGAAUAUAGAUCCAUGCGUAGGGUUGUUGCUAAAUUGACAUGGCUCAUUCGAUUACUUGAAGAUUUGUCUGUAUCUCCAUCUUUGCAUGUUCCCGUUCUCUCUGAUAGCAAAUCGGCCAUUCAUAUUGCCCGGAAUCCAGUAUUCCACAAAAGGACAAAGCACGGGGAAUUAGACUGUCAUUUCGUCCGACAACAGUACCUUUCCGGUCUAAUUUCACUCUCACACAUUCCUUCCUCUUCACAGCUCGCCGAUCCCUUCACCAAAUCUCUAUCAGGACCAGCUCAUAACUCUGCUCUUCGCAAGAUGGGUGUUACUUUCGUCCCUUCCAACUUGAGGGGGGAUACUGAGAUAAUGGAAUUUCAGAUAAUGAUCUCUCAUGGUUCAUCUCAGAAGAAGAAGAAUGAAGAAGAAAGUUCAAGGAUUUUAGGGUAUGUUAAAGAAGAAGAUAAAGACCUAAGCCGCCUAAAGAAAAGAGACCAAGUUUCAGACCAUAAGUCUCACAAACUAAAAGACUUAUGA
This is a messenger RNA of Nicotiana tabacum (common tobacco), 1023 nucleotides long. Lineage: Eukaryota; Viridiplantae; Streptophyta; Magnoliopsida; Solanales; Solanaceae. The record is from RefSeq and is a predicted model, not a curated record.